AUGUGCUCCACGUUGGCUGUGGAGAAUCUCCUUGCUGGUGCCGGCCAGGCUCAGGAGGUUCGUGGCGAGGAGAUAGCCUCCAUGACGAAGGCUCCCAUCGCCCCAGUCAGCGAAAAUUCCCGACAGAUGGGAGGUGCAGUAUGGACAUGUGCAGGAAUCCGACCAGAAGCUUCAAGAAUCCGAAUCAGGGUUGUUCACGUGAUUCAAGAGGUCUGCUGGAAGCAGGCAAACCUGGGUGACACCAGAAGACUCCUGGUGCGACCCUUGUUGUCCCAGCAACAACCCGGAUGCCAUCUGUCAUUACACGACCAGCUUCAAAACGCAGCGUCCUGCAGCAUACAGCUGGCACUUCAACGACUGUGGUCCUUGAAUGGCUUUACCAUGCGGUUCCCUAGUGUCGACUUCCCGCGACAUUAG
Messenger RNA from Symbiodinium necroappetens, 417 nucleotides. NCBI's taxonomy places the organism in Eukaryota, Dinophyceae, Suessiales, Symbiodiniaceae. The record is from the annotation of a GenBank genome assembly.